Chroicocephalus ridibundus (black-headed gull) is the source of this 4333-nucleotide messenger RNA. It is a transcript of the gene FGD3, whose product is annotated as FYVE, RhoGEF and PH domain containing 3. Gene Ontology annotation, molecular function: metal ion binding; guanyl-nucleotide exchange factor activity. Bases 428 to 3241 code for a protein of 937 amino acids. Lineage: Eukaryota; Metazoa; Chordata; Aves; Charadriiformes; Laridae. Gene Ontology annotation, biological process: filopodium assembly; cytoskeleton organization. The record is from RefSeq and is a predicted model, not a curated record. The transcript is spliced from 19 exons. Gene Ontology annotation, cellular component: cytoplasm.
GGACCGGGGAGACGGGCAGAGCCGGCCCUGGGGGCUUGCGCCCCCCUCCCUCUGGCGGCGCGUCCCGUGAGGGGAGCGGACGGCCCGGGGGACGCAAGCGCUGGCCGUUCCCCUCCCCUCAGCCGCUCGGCGGGACGGGGGCAGGGAACGGGGCGGGGGGGUCUUCCCCUCCCGCCGCAGCGGCCUGCAGCGGGGCCCCCGCCCCUACCGAAGUGCUAGGCCGGCCGGGCGCUCUCCUCCCCUGGGCCGGGAGCAGCAUCUGGUCCACCGGCAGCCGGCGGGUCCGUCCCGCGGGCCGCCUGGGCCGGGCCGGGCCGUGCCGUGCCGAGCCGGGGCGGGCGGCGCGGGGCCGAGCGGCGGCGGGAGCCCCUCCCGCCUCCGCCGCCUUUGGGGGCGCCUCGUCCCGCUGGCGGCGCCUCACGGCGCGAUGCAGCUGCAGGGGGAGGGAGAGGAAACCCACCCCCAUCGCUCAGCGGCCGCCUUUGUAACCGCUCAGCCCGGCCCAGCUCGCAGCAGCUCGGGGAGCGCCGGAGCGCGGCGGCGGGAGCAGAUGGAGCCGGAGGGUUGCCCUUGUUCUCCUUUUCAAAUCAAAUGUCACAUUGACUCAAAUCCGGCGUUGGAAGCAUGCGGGGAACUGCAGCACGUCAGCCCAGCACAAUGUAUCCAUCAAACUGGAAGGAAGCCCAAAACCAAAACUCCGCUGGCCAAAAUGCAUCCUCUGCAGAAACCCCAAGUACCUCCUAAGCCUGUCCAUCUCAAACCUGGGCAGGAAAGAAUUCCUCCUGCACCUUCUCGGCCUUUGCCAGCUGAUCCCAAGUCGUCGAGGAGCUUGGCACCUGGAGAGGAAGAAAUACCGAUAUCAGCAGGAGUCAACACGCUCAUUGAGAAAUUUGAAAGUAUUAGGCAACCUGUACACAUUCUUCAAAGAAACCAGCUAAAUUUAGCUCUUAAGAUGGAGCCUGGCCUGGACUCACCCAAACAACCAAGCUCGUGUGACUGUGACAUGGGGGCUUCCAGCAGCUCUUCCACAAAUGAAAAAAGUGAACCGAAUGAAAACGAGCCAGCUGCACCGUGCAGUGCAGACCUAUCGAACACAGACAUAAUGAAAAUUAAAGAGCUAAGCAUAGGCGAUAACAAAAGCCAUGAAGACUGUACGGCUGUGACUGUGAGCAAAGAGCCCUCUGGAGAGCUUGGCAAUAAAGACUCAAGUGCAGAACUGAACGGUAAUGGUAAAAUUCCCAACAGAGACAGUGGCAUCGACAGUCCUUCUUGUAGCGUGGCAGGGGAAACUUUCCCCAGUGAAGACGGCGCAGAGCAAAAGAAGCCCAGUGUGGGUGGGAACCCAGGGGAGAUGGAACCCGACAAAAAGGGCACCAAACCUUCGUCUGUGGAGCAGAAGAGAGACUCCACACAGGAUGAAGACAGUGACAUUGAUGAAGGAAGUAGUGAGGAACAAGAGACAGCAGAAUUGCCAAAGUUAGAAUACUUGGACGUAAACAAGUGUACAGAGCCCCAAAAGCUAUUCAACAUCGCAAAUGAACUGCUCCAUACAGAAGAAGCGUAUGUUAAAAGACUCCAUCUGUUGGACCAGGUUUUUUGCACUAAGUUGUCAGAAGCGGGUAUCUCAUCUGACGUGAUAACGGGCAUCUUUUCAAAUAUUUCUUCCAUCUAUUGUUUCCACGGACAAUUUCUUCUUCCUGAGCUCAAAACAAGAAUUACACAGGAAUGGAAUGUCAACCCACGACUAGGAGAUAUCCUACAGAAACUGGCUCCUUUUCUGAAGAUGUAUGGAGAAUACGUAAAGAACUUUGACAGGGCAAUGGACAUGGUGAACACAUGUAUGCAGAGGUCCUCUCCAUUCAAAGACGUUGUUCAGAACAUACAGAAACAGGAGGUGUGUGGAAACCUGACAUUACAGCAUCACAUGCUUGAACCAGUGCAAAGGAUUCCUCGUUAUGAGCUUCUCCUAAAGGACUAUUUAAAGAAACUUCCAGAAGAGUCUCCAGACAGGAAAGAUGCUGAAAAAUCGCUGGAGCUCAUAUCUACGGCAGCAAACCAUUCAAACGCAGCCAUCCGAAAGAUGGAAAAGAUGCACAAGCUUUUGGAAGUCUAUGAGCGACUUGGUGGUGAAGAGGAUAUUGUUAACCCGGCCAAUGAGCUCAUUAAAGAAGGACACAUUCAGAAACUUUCAGCAAAGAAUGGCACAGCGCAGGAUAGGUAUUUAUUCCUGUUUAACAGCAUGGUGCUAUACUGUGUGCCAAAACUGCGGCUGAUCGGCCAGAAGUUCAGCGUUCGAGAGAAGAUGGACAUCGCAGGACUGCAGGUCCAAGAAAUUGCCAAGCAAAAUGUGGCUCAUACAUUUUCAAUAACAGGAAAAAAGAGAUCGCUGGAACUACAAGCCAGGACAGAAGAGGAGAAGAGGGAAUGGAUUCAGGUCAUUCAAGCAACAAUUGAAAAGCACAAACAGAACAGCGAGACAUUUAGAGCGUUCAAUAGCUCUUUUUCUCAAGAGGAGGAGCAUCUUCCUGAUUCCUCAAUAGCCAGCACCAGCUCGGUGGAAUCGAUGCCAGGAGCAGAUGGGGGUGGUGCCUUUGGAGGGAGUGAUUCCUGUAGGAAAUCUUCCAAAUCCAAGCGCGACAAGGAGAAACAGGCUUGCAAGAGCUGCAGCGAAAGCUUUAACUCCAUCACUAAAAGGCGGCACCACUGUAAGCAGUGUGGGGCAGUGAUCUGUGCAAAAUGCUCCGAGUUUAAACCACUUGCAGAUAAUAGCCGUCACAAUCGAGUGUGUAAAGAGUGUUUUCUGCAGUUACCAGCGAGCCCCUGCAGCCCUGGCGUGGAAGCAGUCGGAGAACAAAAGAAAAGACUAGCUGCAGAGAAGCAAAGCAUCUUGGCAGCUGAAAACAGCCUCUUCAGCAGCUACCUCCAGUUCCUUGAGAAAGGGAAGACUUGGUACAAAAUGUGGGUGACCAUCCCCAAGACUGAACCUCUUGUUCUGUAUCUGCAAGGAAGCAGCCAGGAUGGACGGAGCCCACGUCCUGUUCCUCUGCCUGGAUACGAAGUCAGUUUACCAGGUUCUGGUGAGAAGUUUGAAGUGAAGCAUGUUUUUAAGCUCUGCCAGUCCCAGCAAACUCUGUAUUUCAGUGCGGAAGAUGAAGAACUGCAGAUGAAAUGGAUGGAAAUUCUCACCAAAGCAGCCAAAGGGGAAACUGAAGAUACGGCUGAAGGGCUCAGCAACCCAUAGAGCAAGUUCCAUUUAGUUUCUUUCCUACACGCUAUAAACCAUCACUUGAAUUUGGUAUUCAUGGCACUUUGGAAUCUGUAUGGCUUUAUCUCUUCAUGUGUCUGCGUAGGAAGUUCAGUGGUUUCUCUCCUUUUAUUGUACAUUUCUCACGUACAGUAGUUACCUGGCAUAUAUUAUGUUAAAGGAAAAGGUAGUUGUAGUUGUUGGUGGUGUCGAUGCUGGUUUUAAAACAAAAGACAAGGAGAAAAGCAUUAAUUUUAACAAAGGUAAUGGAAAACCAUCGGUCUCUUGUUUUCCUCAAUGUAUAUUUUCCAGCCCUUUUGAUUGCUGUCAGUGCAGGAUGUGUAUAGUCUGUGAUUAGUUCUAUAAAUGCUGCCUUUUAAGUUAAGUGUUGUAAAGGCUUGUGCUGGCCACUGACAUUCCGUUCUCUGUCCUUUCCCUCCUGGUAAAAGGUCUUUGUGAAGUGUGAGCGAUGUGCUGAGUAUUUUCCCUUUGCUAGACCUGUGUCUCUGCUAUUUUGAGAUGACCUGUUCACAAGACAACUUCUGCGGAAGGGACUUCUAAAAAUGACUGCGCGCUGUGCAGCAAAGAACAUCAAGAAGCCUCGUUGAUUUUAAGCAUUUAUAAUAUUGUUUUGUCUUCUUUUGAAACCAAUACCUUCCUUCCUUCUAUUUGAACCCGUUUUGAUGUAAGUGAGCAAACGUUUUAUACUGCAAACUGGGUUACGAUCAAUAAACAAGAACAUUUUUAGUACACACAGUACAAAAAGGUGACUUCUUUGUUGUAUCGGUUAAUUUAAAAGUGACCUAGGAUUUAUUUAUAUAAUUUGUAAAUAAUGUUUCAUAAGUAUUUUAAGAAUUUUUUAAAGAUCUCAGCUAAUUAACAGGAUUUAGUGCAUAGAAUAAGAGAUAUUUGUAUGAACUGAAUUUGUAAUUUAAUUUUCCUGUUUACCUGUAUUUGUCUUAUUUUCAAACAUAAGUGCUUAUCUAUUUAAAUAAAAAUUCAUGCAGUUAACUCCUGAGCCAGAUUUCCAAGGCACAGCAAGCUUUAGGUCAACGUUUAAUAUAGGUUUUAAAAAAAAAAAAAAAAAAA